Messenger RNA from Penicillium brasilianum, 966 nucleotides. Lineage: Eukaryota; Fungi; Ascomycota; Eurotiomycetes; Eurotiales; Aspergillaceae. The record is from the annotation of a GenBank genome assembly.
AUGGCAUUCUUUGAUGACAGGGGCUCGGGAGAGCUUACCAUGCAGUUCACCGCGGAUACGGAGAAGAUGCAACGGGCAAUCUCCGAAAAGUUGUCGAUGACGAUUAGCGCUCUUGAGGCACUAGCGACCACUUUGAUUCUCAGCUUCAUCUGGUGGCGGAAGUUUACACUGAUACUCCUCUGGUCACUCAUCUUUGGUGCGCUCAUCUACUUGGCCGGUAAAAGAGUGGGCAAGAAAUUCAGUGCAGAUGGCCGCAAUGCGGAAUCCCCUGGAAAUUUGAUGGCCGAAGAAGCAAUUAGCGCCAUUCGAACGACCGCUCCCCUCGGGCUUGAAGACUUGAUCUCGGCGCGAUUCCACGAAUACCUGGACCUCAUAUCCAAGAACAAACUAUUCAUAAAAAGCUUUACGGGCCUUCUGCUUGGCCGUGCCGUUGGUGCUGGGCACAUUCAUUAUGCAUUGGCUUUCUGGCAAGGCCCUCGGUUUUUCGCCUCAAAGGAAGCUUCCUUUGUAGAUGUUCUGACCAUCGCCCUGGCCACCAAAACGGCAGCGUUCUCCAUUGUGGGAGUCAGUGGCAAUGUGGAUGCAUUCGUAUUCGCAAUUGCUGUAUCUCGUCAGCUUUUCUCUGUCAUUUAUUGCAAAUCGCCGAUUGACUCCGCUUCGACUACCGGUCUCACGUUUGUCAAUGUAAAGGGUCAAAUAGAAUUUCGAAACGUCAAGCACAUUUACCCUGCUCGCCCUGAAAAUGCUAUAUUCAAUAACUUGAACGUUCGCAUCGAGGCCGGGCAAACCGUUGGCAUCGUUAGUCUCUCCGGCUCGGGAAAGAGCACCAUAGUCCAUCUUUUGGAGAGGUUUUACGAACUAGCGCAAGAUUGCAUAUUGCUUGACGGGCAGUACAUCAAGCCGCUGAAUGUGGCUUGGCUACGAAGUCAGAUAUGUCUUGUGGGAUCAGGAGCCUUUCCUGUUUGA